Molecule: messenger RNA, 1326 nt
Organism: Henningerozyma blattae CBS 6284
Lineage: Eukaryota; Fungi; Ascomycota; Saccharomycetes; Saccharomycetales; Saccharomycetaceae
Gene: EMP46
Product: Emp46p
Exons: 1
Coding region: 1-1326 (441 amino acids)
Biological process (GO): endoplasmic reticulum to Golgi vesicle-mediated transport; Golgi organization; endoplasmic reticulum organization
Cellular component (GO): endoplasmic reticulum membrane; Golgi membrane; endoplasmic reticulum-Golgi intermediate compartment
Molecular function (GO): D-mannose binding
Source: RefSeq, a predicted model, not a curated record
AUGAGAUUUUCCUAUUUGUUACCUGCUACUGUUUCCUUAUGCAAUGGGAUAGUUAAUUCACACCCUAUUGAAGAAGAUAUUUCUCAGUUAAACCCAACACUUAGUUUUCCGGAUCUAUUGAGUUUACCACCUUCUACUAUACCUUUGAAUUGGGCUAUUGGUGAUGACACAAAAUUGGAAGAAGGUCGUUUUAUCUUAACACCAGGAAAAGACUCUAAAGGUUCCAUUUGGCAAAAAAAUCAGCUUUUCUUGGAAGAUUCUAUUACAAUUGAAUGGACUUUUAGGAGUAGAAAUUUCGAUGGUAUUUCUAAAGGUGGUCUUUCCUUCUGGUUACUUUCUGAUGAUAAAUUAUCUAGAGAGGAACAACUUUUUAAUAAAGAUUUGUAUAACGGGCCAUCCAAAUUUGAUGGUUUACAAAUCUUAAUUGAUAAUAAUGGACCUAUUGGUCCUUCUAUCCAUGCUAUCUUAAAUGAUGGUUCUAAAAUAUUAGAUGGAGGUAAGAUUUAUAAGGAAAGUUUUACUUCUUGUUUGUUUGGCUAUCAAGAUUCUCCUGUACCAUCAACUUUGAGAUUAACUUAUAAUAUUGAUGAUAAAAACUUAUUAAAAUUACAGAUUGAUAAUAAAAUUUGCUUCCAAACAAGAAAAAUACUAUUGCCAUUAAAUUCUAAUUAUAUAUUUGGUUCUACUGCUAAGAAUGAUAUAACUAAUUCAGAAUCAUUUGAAAUCUUAAAAAUGAAUUUCUUUGAUGGAAUUAUUUCAAAAUCUUUAAUACCAAAUGUUAAUGAACUAUCACAACCAAUUAUAAUGAAAAAAAUUAUUGAUUCUAAAACUGGUAAAGAGCAAAUAGUUGAAAAAUCAAUUUAUGAUUCUGAACAUGAAAAAUUAUCUAGUUUCCAAUUAUAUAAGAAGAUUGAUAAGCUUGAAGGAGAAAUCAUUGCAAAUGAUAUUGGUAAAUUAAAUAUUCAGCUAGAUAACGCUUUGGAAACACAUGAAGAACUUAUGAAACAGUUGGCAAUUAUUGGAUCAAGACUGGAUUAUUUGAUGCAGCAAAAAGUUGGUAAAACAGAAAGAGAGGAGGAAGACUUGGAUAUGUAUAAUCAUUUCUUAUCAUUAAAUGAUAAACUAGGUUUAUUAUUGGCAGAACAAGAAAAGUUAAGAGAAAAGACUAAAAUAGAUGAACAAUCACGUCAUUCUGUUAUACCAAAAUAUGAUGAUUUGUUCCGUCGUAUAUUAUAUUGGCUAAUUCCAUUAAUGCUAAUGUUACUGCUAAUGACAUAUUAUACUUUUAGAAUUAAACAAGAAAUUGUUAAGGCAAAAGUUCUAUAA